This is a messenger RNA of Formica exsecta, 2405 nucleotides long. RefSeq lists its product as uncharacterized. The transcript is spliced from 5 exons. NCBI's taxonomy places the organism in Eukaryota, Metazoa, Arthropoda, Insecta, Hymenoptera, Formicidae. The coding region runs from base 952 to 1698 and encodes 248 amino acids. The record is from RefSeq and is a predicted model, not a curated record.
UGUGGUGGCCUUCACGGGAAAGGAACAAGAGGAAGAAGCAGAAACAAUCGCAGUAGUUCCUGUUAAAUGGAUUGACAAGCCUGAUGAUGAGAUUACUGAUAUAUUCUGGCCUUUAAAAAACUAGCCUGAAAAAGGAUCGAGACUUGUACACUUAAAGAAAGCUGUAAAAAGUUGUAUUGAGCCUGACAUUCAUUGGCCUCUUCAUAAAGGAUCAGUUCUUCACUUAUAUCGUAAGUAUGAUGAUGCAGUUAAAGGUUUGAAAAGAGCUGAGGAUGACACAUCACUUGAAACGGAGGCAGAUGACGCUCCACGAAGGAGGAAGCUACCAAGCCGAUAUAUAGACUCUGAUGAUGACAAUGAAAAUAAGGAAAACAAUAUGCUAUCUCGAAAAGAAAAAGGUCCUCGCAAAAGGAAAGUUAGAAAACUUAGCGAAAGUGAUGAUGAGAGCGGCAGCAAAACUUUGCCUCAGGUGAACUCUGAUGUUUUGAAUGCAGUUAAAGAAAAUAGUAUCCAUGUGCAUCAAGUACAAGAUAAAGAGAGGGAGAAAAUGCCCAGAAGACAACCUCUCGAGAAAAAUAUCGAGUUCAGACUCCUUCAGAAGUUCGAAGACAAUUCCAGCCAAGGCAAAGAGCGAAAGCAAAGACAACUGGCAAAAGGUUCGUGAUAGCCAAUCUCAAAGUAUUAUCUGCAAGAGGAACGAGAAAUGGCGGAAAAUAGAUUAUACUAAGCGGAAGAAGUGUUGUGUCAGUAACAGUGCCAAGCAAAAACUAUGCAACAACAUUUUUGAAUAGUGAGGUUUCUUCAAUUCUUUCUUCUAUCGAGAACAAAAUAACAAGAAGCAAAAUCUCUGAGGUUCUUAAUACUUCCCUUCUUAACUCUUUAAUAUCUACACCUGAUUUUAUAUCAAGUGAAAAUGCUCCUCAAGACACUCAAUUUUCAUUUCCACUCUCAAUGAACAAUCCUGAUAAGGAAUCUUCAUGUUCGUCUCAAAAUUCGUCACAUUCGUUGGUACAGACUAUCACUUCUAGUGCAAGUUUUGAAGGACGUUUUUCAUCACCGAAUUCAGUGGCUGAUCAAAAUAAAACUCAUUCAAUUUUUGACAAAGUAGGUGAGGAAGAAACAAAGUUACAAGAGGAGCCUCGUUAUUUUUGUGAUUUUGAAUGCAAACAUUGUGACAGUGAAAUUAAGCUGAGCAGCACAAUACUUCUGGAAAUUAGCAAAAAGUUGGAUUUAGUGUUGAUUAAUCAGGUAAUUAUUGUUCGGUCUGUCAACCCAGAUCAUGCUAAAUCCAUAAUACCUUGUAAUUUUCCACCUAUUUCACUGAAGACAAAGAAGGACUUUCAAAAGAUGGAAAUGUUUUUAGCAGCUAAUCGUAUUAAUUAUGAAGCUAUGCGAGAUCUACUUCAUUCUGAAUGUGCCAGUGCUUUUGGCACAUCAUCUAUUCCCUCAGAACGCAGUGUCACAGGGAACAUUUUAUCCAAGUUGAUCUCAAAUAAUCUUGCCAAACUGAUAAGUUGGAGUGGGUCAGAAGGCGAUAAGAUAAAGUUUUCUGAUACAAAACUAUGUGAGGUUGUAUUUGGUACAGUUAAACUACGAUUUCCUAAUAGCUUCCUUACUGACGCUGAAGCCAAGAUCAAACGUUGGUUCCAAACUGCUAAUGGAAGGGAAGUUAAUGAGUCACAUAAUUCUGAUACCUAAAAUAUAUUAUUAUCGUUUUUCAUUACUUGUAUUUUGAUUGGAGAGUUACUGAUGUUAGCUUUGUUUGUAUAGUUUUAAUUAUUCUUGGCAGAAUUAAGCAGCGUAGUGAAAGCCUCUCAUGAUUUGUUAUACGUACAACAUCUAAUUUUUAUCACAAGACUUAUGAAUUUUUGUUACAUAUGUCUGAUAUUUUCCCAAUGUGGAAAUAGUAUCUCAUUAAGCAAUACCAAAUAUGUUUUAUUAAUGUUUUUAGUUUAUUUGUUUAUUUGUUAUGUUAACUAAAUUUAUUCGUUAACUAAGUUACUUUAUGUUUAUCUUGCUAGCUUAAUCGUGGAGUUCGGUUCUUACUUUUUAUUUCUUUUAUGCUCUUAAACUUAGCAUAUGAAAUGUCUUUCAAUACUUGUUUUAAUUGUAGGUUGUAGCAUUACUUUCAUGAUGAGACUUUAUGACUUUUAGUUACAUAACUGAUAGUGCCAGUCUGAGAAUAGUAUGGUACUUAAACAGCAAUAAAUAUAUUUUAUUUUAGUCUUUAGUUAAUUUGCAUCAUAUAUAAUACAAGCUUUUGUGAUGUUUUCUUUCAUGACUGACUUAAUGAAAAUCUAAUAUAGUAGUGCUUAUAUAAAAAAAUAUUGAAGCAUUAAUCAAGCAUUUGUGAUUAUUUAUUGUAUUUUUUUAUUUAAAGGCUGUAUGAUUAUAUAGUUUCAUAU